CGGGACACCGCUCAGGGGCGACAACUCUAGGCCUCUAUUUUCCGGUAGAAAAAAAAAGAUCAAGAAGAAAAUUUGUGACAGAUUUUGGUGUUCUCAAGAAUUCGGGUUACUUAGUAGAACUAUUAUCGUAAAAGAUGGCGUCUUCAAAAAGUCCUAUGAUGGAGGAGGUGAAUCUAAAUAAAAGUUCAAUUGUGGACGAUUUUAUGUAUGGUUCCAAUGUUGCUGGAGCUCAUAUCUAUAUCCGCAUGGGAUUCCUGAGGAAAGUCUAUGGAAUUUUAUCAACUCAGUUACUACUUACAGCAAUUGUUGCUGCUGUUUUUAUGAUGAAUGAUUCACUGAAAGAAUUUGUCCAUAAAAGCCCAUGGAUGAUGCUAGUUGCCUUCAUUGGUACACUUGGCGUCCUAUUUGCGCUAAUGUGGAAAAGACAAGAAACCCCUACAAAUUAUAUACUUCUUGCUGUUUUUACUGUAUUUGAAGCCUAUACUGUUGGUGUUGUAGUAACAAUGUAUACUGUAUCAUCUGUUAUUGAGGCAGCUGUGUUAACAUUGGGUGUUACUGUAGCCUUAACUCUGUAUACAUUACAAAGUAAAAGAGAUUUCAGUUCAUGGGGUGCAGGACUUUUUGCUUUCCUGUGGAUCUUGAUUUUAGCAGGUUUCUUACAGAUUAUUUUCCCCAGUGUUAUUAUGGAUAAAAUGAUUGCUAUAGGGGGAGCCACUCUCUUCUCUAUGUUUAUUAUAUUUGAUACUCAUAUGAUGAUGCACAAGUUAUCACCUGAAGAAUAUAUCCUGGCUUCUGUUAAUCUCUAUCUCGAUAUACUUAAUCUCUUUUUUCAUAUUCUUCGUCUUGUUGGACAGAGAAAUAAUUAAUUGGGAUAAAUAAUGGAUGAAAAAGAGGGUGUUCAGUGUGAGAAUUUAAUCAUUUGUCUUAUCUUGGUUUAACCAUGGUCAUCAUCUUGUCACUACUAUUUGUGGUUUGGUAUAGCUGUAUAUAUUAUUGUUGGAUCUCUUUUAUACCCCCAUGUUUUAAUGUGGUCGUAUAUUGCAGUCACCCCUAUUCAUGCUUCUUCUUGUUAAGCUUAACAUCCGCCUCCACCUUGUGUGAUAUGACAGAUAAUCAAUAUUCUUGUAAGCACACUAGAGGCUACAAUAAUACAUAUAACUUUUUCAAAUUGAUAAAGUUUUUCUUUUUCAUUAAGAUGAUAAAGCCUAUUGAUUUUCUACGAUUUUUGAUAACUUAGAGUUAUUUCCCUUCAAUUAUGAUCCUGUCUUUCUUAAAUUUAUAUUGGUUGUCUUUCUUAUUGAAAGGAAAACUUUAAUAGCACUGUAGAGGCUUUAAUAUAUGAUAAAGUCUUUCUGAAAUUUGUAUGGGUUGUAACUGCUACAAGGACUUAGCUGCUGAUGGGCAUAUGCUUUUACACAUUUUACUGGAGGAAAAGCAGACAGAUACAUGUAGCCAUAUAAAGAACCACGAAUAGUUUAGAUAAGUAAGGUUGUGGUUAUGCCAAGAUGUCUAGAAUGGAAAUAUCAAAAUAUGCAGUAAAACUUAAUCUAUGUUUUUUCUGCUUAAAAUUUAAAUUGAAUUUUACUGUGAUAGUAUUUGAUUGAUUUUACGUGUUCAACAAAAUAAACGUAAAACCGUGCAUCUCAAGUUUACAAAUCUUAUUCCAUAAAUUUGGUUAUUGCAGCUUAUCAUGUAUAUUUUUUAUGGCCAAAAUAGAUAUUUAGAUAAUACAGAACCACUUUGUUUUAUAUACAAAAACCGAAAUUAUGGGUUUUUCUAGAUGUAAUAACCUAGAAAAUUGAUGCCUUCAGAUUCUGUCAAUUUUCAAUUGUAGCCAAACAUGUUUUCUUUUCAUAUUCAAAGUAUAGAACAAUGAUUCUAUAAUUAAUAACCUGUCUUCAUUAGCCCAGUUGGUGCAGAAAAGUAAAAAUUCCAUUUCUUUACAUAUAUAAUUAAUUAUUGGGGGGGGGGGGGCAUUUUCCAAGCCAGAUUCUCAUUUGUCUCAUUAUGUGACAUGUUCUGAUGGGACAAAGAAUGAAGUCUGCCAAUGAACACGUAUAUGUAAAAGCAUCGUUGGCAAUUGAAAUUCAAUUAACAGUUAACGCAUACAUAGCUAUCUAUGCAAACCCCCCCCCCCCUUCUGCAGUUCACUCAUAACUAUAGAAAUAAAAAUGACCAUUUUAAUCUGACUGUCAAAAUAAUCUGAGUAUUGUGUUAACACCUCCAUUCCAUGUAAUUGGGUGCAUGCAGUGUUUACAUAAACCUCCAAUUUUUUUUUCAUGAAUAACUUACUUUAAUGGCUGUGAUUUUUACUAUAUGGAAUAAGUGACCUAUACACAAAUCAAAUCUAUUUUGAAUGUUUAUUUUUCGGGGUACUGGUUCUGUGGGUAACAUCCUAGUGUUGUUUGUCUAUAUGUGAUUCCUGUAUUUUGGGGAAUAGGUUGUUUAUUUGAUUAAGCAUAAUGUAUGUAAUAUAUGUUUAUAUUGUUUUAUUUGUUGGUAUAUUUUUAUUGUAUGGAUUUAAAGGGAUAUUGUAAUAUAAGAAUACCUAUUGAUUUAUUAACCCUUUAUCAAUGGGAUUGACUGAAACCACAUGAAACUGCCUGAGUCAUUGAAUAGCUAUGAACUGGCUGCUUGAGACCCUAGAUGAAGCAGUAGUGUCAGGCUGUUUCAAAAAUGAGCUACAAAAAUGAAUGUAAAAAUAGAUCACCUUUCUGAAAAAAUUCAGAGAGAGUCAAUAUUUGCAUGUACCAGGAGUUAAUUAACUGGACAGUUUCGUUGUUAAUAAAUAAAGUAAAAUAGAGAACAUUGAUUGCAGAAUUAUAUCCUGUUAAUUUGGUUAUUAGGGAAUCAUUUAUAUAUCUAUUAUUAUGUUUUAUCACAUCUGUUCUCAGAUAUUUAGUAUGUUCAAUAACUUCAAUGACUGAAAUAACUAUAUUAUCUCAAGUUUCUUCAAAGAGAAAUUAAUAUAAAACCAUAAACUGUGGGUUAUAAUUUCAUUAUGUUUCGAUUGAGUAAUUCCUUGAUUGUGUAAAAUUUAAAUAAUAUUGUAAUUUAAAUUUAAUUAAAACUUUUGACCGUAAUUAAGUGAGUAACAAAUUUUCUUUAUAAAUCUAAAUACUGUAGAUCUCAUCUAUAACAUUUAGAAAUUUCUACAUUACUUUAUUUCUAAAUUUUGUAAAUAUUUUCUCAACUUGAAAAGAUAUAAUAAUAUAUGUACUAGAAUUAAUAAGCAGGUCUUUACCAGUAUUUUUAAGAGGGAUUAAAGAUGCAUAUGUAAGAUUUAGAUGAAGAGCUGGCUGUUCUUGCUAUAAUAGUUCAAAAAACGAUAAUGAAAAAUGAAUAUACAUGUACAUGUAUUGAAAAUUUCAUUCAAAUUACUUUAUUCUGAGCAAUGUAAUGAGUGUUGGAGCAUGUAGCAUAGAUUGUUUAUUAUCAUAGCAAAUGUACUGGACAAAUGAGACUAUGUCUCAAUUAUCCAUUGUAUUGUAGUCUUUAAAAUCUUUAGAGCGUUGGUUUAAUAAAUAAUAGUAUACAUUUGAAGCCAAAAUAAAGAUCUGCAAUAGGCAGAUUUAGCUCUUACAUAAUGCAUCUUUAACUUUUUGUCACUUUGUUUUCUUAAUAAAUUCGCCAAUGAAAUAGUUUCUGCUAUAUAUUGAAUUUUGAAUGCAUUGUAAUUAAUUCUUUUUGUUGAUUAAAAUCUAUGAUCAUGUUA
Messenger RNA from Patella vulgata (common limpet), 3715 nucleotides. RefSeq names its product protein lifeguard 4. NCBI's taxonomy places the organism in Eukaryota, Metazoa, Mollusca, Gastropoda, Patellidae. Gene Ontology annotation, biological process: negative regulation of apoptotic process. Gene Ontology annotation, cellular component: membrane. The record is from RefSeq and is a predicted model, not a curated record. The transcript is spliced from 8 exons. Bases 135 to 866 code for a protein of 243 amino acids.